AUGGAGUUCCUAGCAGCCCUCAACUCCCAUCUCGACGACCACAAACCCUCCCUUUUCGAACUCCUCUCCGAAGCCCAACUCAGCGCCCUCAUCCCCCCGUCCCUCCGCUACCUCCUCACAAUAGCCACACACCGCCAUCCCCGCUACCUCCUCCGCAUCCUAAACUCCUUUGAUGAAAUAUACGCCCUGUUCAUGCUCCUUGUCGAGCGGCAUUACCUAAAGACGCACGGCGGGGGCUUUACAGAGAAUUUCUACGGCCUGAAACGCGAGAAGGCUCUAUCGGUGGGCGAAAUCACGCGCGCGAAUAUAGGCGCGCCGGCACAUGUAAGGGAGGCGCUGAAGUUGAGUCAUGGGGAUAUAUGGAAGAACCUUGCGGUCAUGGUGGGGGUGCCGUAUUUAAAGCGGAAGUUGGAUGAGAGUUAUGAGAUUAAUGCGCCGCGGGCGCUGCUAGGCGGCAAUUACAACCGCAUGCCUACAAGUCCGACCAUACGCCAGAGGAUCCUGCAUUACUAUAGAUGGUUUCUGCGGAAUGUGUAUCCGAGUGUGAACGCGGCGUAUUAUUUUGCGGUGCUGAUGUUUAAUGUGGCGUAUCUGUUUGAUAAUAGCAGAUUCCAUAGCCCGUUCUUGUGGAUGAUUGGGACGCGGAUGAGGAGGUUGGGUCAGGAGGAUUAUAAGGCUAUUGCUGCGUUGAGUGCGCCGAAACCUGGGGCCAAGGGAGGGAAUUUGGGAAUUAAUAGUAUUUUCAGUCCGAGGAUUAUGGGGGAUAGGGUGUUGGGAAGCUUGAAGUUUUUACUACCGACGAGCAUCUUUGCACUGAAGUUUCUGGAGUGGUGGCACGCUUCAGAUUUUGCGAGACAGUUAUCGAGAAAGGCAGCGGAGGGUAUCGAAUUACCACCUCCUGUGAUAUCUGGAUUGUCGACGCUCUCAACGAGGUUCGGACCGGCGGGGCAAAAGAAAGCAGCAGUGGCUGAAGGCCCAAAAAAGGAAGACGAAGUACGGGAGCUCAGGAACCCGCCCAUAGCGGCAGCUUCUUUACUUCCCAUAUACACGGUGCCCACCCCAGAAGAUUCAGAAUUAUGUCCCAUCUGCGAGACGGAAGUCACAACGGCAACUGCAUGCCAGACCGGAUUUGUGUUUUGCUACACGUGUAUACAUAGAUGGGUGGAAGGCAACCACGACAAACAAGAAGAGUUUAUGAAAGGGAAAGAAGGGAAGUGGGAGAAUGGUAAGGGACGAUGUGCUGUCACUGGCAGGAGAGUCCUCGGUGGGACGGAAGGCUUACGGCGAAUCAUGAUAUAA
Lachnellula hyalina is the source of this 1299-nucleotide messenger RNA. RefSeq names its product Peroxisome assembly protein (gene PEX12). Gene Ontology annotation, cellular component: peroxisomal membrane; peroxisomal importomer complex. Gene Ontology annotation, molecular function: zinc ion binding; protein binding; ubiquitin-protein transferase activity. The transcript has a single exon. Lineage: Eukaryota; Fungi; Ascomycota; Leotiomycetes; Helotiales; Lachnaceae. The record is from RefSeq and is a predicted model, not a curated record. Gene Ontology annotation, biological process: protein monoubiquitination; protein import into peroxisome matrix. Bases 1 to 1299 code for a protein of 432 amino acids.